This is a messenger RNA of Danio rerio (zebrafish), 3144 nucleotides long. It is a transcript of the gene crim1, whose product is annotated as cysteine rich transmembrane BMP regulator 1 (chordin-like). Gene Ontology annotation, molecular function: enzyme inhibitor activity; serine-type endopeptidase inhibitor activity. NCBI's taxonomy places the organism in Eukaryota, Metazoa, Chordata, Actinopteri, Cypriniformes, Danionidae. Gene Ontology annotation, cellular component: extracellular region; membrane. The record is from RefSeq and is marked provisional.
CAGGGGGCGGGUUGGAUUUCUAUAUUUUUUCACUUUUCCCCCAUGGCCUCCUCCAGGAUGUAUCUUCUUGUGAAAUGCAUGCUGAUUCUCCAACUUGUGGUGUUGAUCGCGAAGAACAGUCGGGCGCUCAUUUGUUUGCCCUGUGACAAGUCCAAAUGCGAGGAGCCCAAGCCCUGCACGGGCUCGGUGGUGCUGGGGAUCUGCGGCUGCUGCUCGGUUUGUGCCAAGCAGAAGAACGAGAGCUGCGGCGGCGUUUACGGUCUGUACGGGACCUGCGACCGCGGACUCCGGUGCGUGAUCAGACCCCCGUUAAACGGCGGCUCCAUCACGCAGUACGAGGUCGGAAAUUGCGAAGAUGAAAACUGGGAUGACGACCAGCUCUUGGGCUUUGAGCCGUGCAAUGAAAACCUGGUUACGGGCUGUAACAUCAUUGAUGGCAAGUGUGAGUGUGACAGUGUACGGACAUGCAACAACCCAUUUGAGUUCGCUAGCCAGGAAGCCUGUCAGACGGCGCUACAGAAGAUUGAAGAGGAAAGGCCGGACUGUUCCAAGGCGAGAUGUGAGGUGCAGUUUUCUCCACGUUGUCCUGAAGACUCAAUAUUAAUCGAGGGCUACGCUCCGCCAGGUGAAUGUUGCCCGUUGCCCAGCCGCUGUGUGUGUAGCCCGGCUGGGUGUCUGAGGAAGGUCUGCCAGCCCGGCCACCUCAACAUUUUGGUAUCCAAGAGUUCAGGCAAACCCGGCGAGUGCUGUGAUCUCUACGAGUGCAAACCAGUGUUCAGUGUGGACUGCAGCACUGUAGAGUGUCCUCCGGUGAAGCCUGUGCAGUGUCCGGCUGACAGCUAUGAGACUCAGGUCAGACUGACGGCAGAUGGCUGUUGCACCCUUCCUACCAGAUGUGAGUGUUUGCCAGGCCUCUGCACCUUCCCACAGUGCUCAGCGGGGAUGUCCCCUCAGGUCGUGUCCCGCGGUGAUGGAACACCUGGGAGGUGCUGCGAUGUUUUUGAGUGUGUCAACGAGACAAAGCCAGCCUGCACUUUUAACGGAGUGGAGUACCAUGAUGGAGACAUGUUCAGGAUGGACGCCUGCCGCUUUUGCCGCUGUCAGGGUGGUGUAUCUGUGUGCUUCACCGCCCAGUGUGGCGUCUUGCACUGCGAGCGCUACUAUGUUCCGGAUGGAGAGUGUUGUCCUGUCUGUGAAGACCCCAUCUACCCGGUGCUCAGUUUAGCUGGCUGCUAUGUGAAUGGGCAAAUCUUGGCUCACGGUGACCAUUGGCGCGAGGACGACUGCACCUUCUGCCAGUGUGUGAGUGGAGAUGCCCGCUGUGUGGCAGCUGCCUGCGGCCACAGCUGCCUCAAUCCUGUCACCGUGCCCGGAGAGUGCUGUCCCGUGUGUGAGGAGCCCACCUACAUCACGAUGGCGCCCCCUGCCUGUGGCUCACUGGAUAACUGCACACUGCUGGAGCAGAGCUGCGUGUUUGGCUUCAGGCUGGACCCCAGUGGCUGCAGGACGUGCGCCUGUAAGAGCCGAGAGGAGCUGUGUGGUGGUCUAAUGGCCAGCUGUACCCUGAAAUGCCCUUUUGGCUUCCAGACUGACAUUCAUGGAUGCGAUGUUUGCCAGUGUCGUCCACGUCACAAGAAGUGCAAGGCUGUCUCAUGUGCCAAGGACUGCCCGUUCGGCUACAUUAAGAACAAGCAUGGAUGUGAUACCUGCCGUUGUAAAAAAUGCCCUGAGUUGCCAUGUGACAAGGCCUGUCCAAUGGGAUUCCAGCAUGAUGAAUUGGGCUGUCUGAUUUGUCAGUGUAGAGAUCAGAGCUCGUCGUCUGUGACUCCAGCAGUGAAGCUGGGCUCUUGUCUGUCUAUGGACGGCCGCAGGCAUGAGAAUGGGCAGAGCUGGCACGACGGAUGCAGGGACUGUUACUGCCAUGCUGGAAGAGAAAUGUGUGCGCUUAUUUCUUGCCCAGUGCCACCCUGUGAUAAUCCUACCAUCCGCCCCGGACACUGUUGCCCCACAUGCCCAGAAGAGUCCAGUUCCCAUAAACCCGAGCUGAGUGAGGCGUCAGUGUGUUUGGCUCCAGGCGGAGAGUAUUUUGUUGAGGGAGAGACGUGGAACAUCGACUCCUGCACUCAGUGCACCUGCCACAGCGGCCGAGUGCUGUGUGAGACCGAGGUUUGCCCGCCUCUUCUCUGCCACAGCCCAAUCAGAACACAGGACUCCUGCUGCCCACACUGUCCAGAUGAUCCAGUCACACCUCAGACACCCAGUAAUGACAGCAUGCCCAGCUACUGCAGAAAUGAGGAUGGUGAUAUCUUCCUGGCGGCUGAGUCCUGGAAGCCCAACGUCUGCUCUAGCUGUGUGUGUCUAGACGGAGCCAUCAGCUGCUUCUCUGAGUCUUGCCCACCAGUCAACUGUGCCCGACCCGUGCUCAGAAAGGGCCAAUGCUGCCCGUACUGUCUAGAUGCUACGCCGAGGGCUGUGUGUCAUUUCAACGGGAAGACGUACAUGGACGAGGAGCGAUGGGACAUUGACAGCUGCACUCACUGCUACUGCCUGCAAGGCCAGACUCUGUGCUCCACCGUCAGCUGUCCUGCUUUACCCUGCCAUCAGCCGCUCACUGUGGAGGGCAGCUGCUGCCCCAUGUGUCCAGAGAGUUACGCUCCUACGAAUGUGCCCAUCGAGAAGACGGACCAACGAGGAGACAAGUCUAGACAUCAGCCAGCCUGGCCCACUCACAGCGAAAAUGAUGUUAUGCCACAGUUUAGAGGUGAAUUUGGAAGUCUGCAGAUGCCCUACCUAGAUGGCAAGACGCCUCUGCCCAGUGAAGAUGCUGGUCUGCAUUGGGCAUGGGUGGCAUUACCAGUCUUGAUGAUGAUGCUUACUCUAGCCGCCUUGCUGUUGGUCAACCAGCGGAAGCAGUGGAUCCCUGUCCCUUGCUAUCGCACACCCAAUAAGUCUACAUGUCUCAACAACCAGCUGGUGUACGUGGACUGCCAGAAGGGGACGAAGGUCCAGGUGGACAGUUCGCAGCGCAUGCUCCGCAUUGCAGAUCCCGACUCGAGAUACAGCGGCUACUACAGCAUGCAGAAACACAACAACCUGCAAGCUGACAACUUCUACCAGACCGCGUGAACAGCAGGAGCGAGAGAG